AUGGAGAAAGCCAUGGCUGAUGGCAAGGCUGGCAAGUCCAGCUUCAAUUUUAAUCCCGAGGCCGCUGAGUUUCUCAGUAGAGGUCCCAUGGACCCUGGCUCCCAGACCAGUUCGAAUGGCCAUAGAGACUCGGCCUUGUCUGGCUGCGACUUCUACUCCCCCAACCACUUUAUCAACCCCAUUGAUGCCAUUGGUCUCAAUCCCAAUCGAGUCAACAAUCUUCUCUCCGAUCCGGACUUUGUCGCGGACUCAUCGUCCCAGAGCAGCCAGAAUACUCUCAUCCAGACCCCGCGAGCUGAUCAACACGUCACAGUCGAGAAGAUCAUGCGCGGUGUGGACUAUAUUGGAGAGCAAAACGGCUACUUCAUAUUGCGCAAGCAUCCAAAUGAGUACCACGGGGGGAACAAUGGCAUCGUUGCAUACGAUGCGCGCCACCACAGGAUGGUAGCCUUGGCUGUGAAUGACUCGGCUCUAAACGAUGGUGACAUCCUCGUCGUAGCCUCUUGGGAGGCUGGAUCUGGCGUCAUCACCGGUCAUGCAAACGGUAAUUUGCUGGUGUGGGAUAUCGAUUCUGGUAGCAGUAACUUUGUCCGUCGUCUUGUGGGUCUGCAUGAGGCCGUCACUUGUAUUUUGAUGGUCGACAAUAUUGUCGUUGCGGGCGGCGCCGGUGGCAGUAUUUGCGUUUGGAACCUGAAAACCUCUUUCCUGAUUCCUGUGAGGACUUUGAAGGGCCACACUGGUGCUAUUUUGUGUAUGAAGGUGAAAGAAUGCUGUCUCGUUUCUGGAAGCGCCGACAAGGACGCACGCUUCUGGGACAUUUUCAGCGGGCACUGCAUACAAGUGCUUCGAGGCCAUCGGUCUGAAGUUCGAUUCGUUUGCAUCGACUCCAUAGGCAUCAUGACCGCCAGUUCGAAUAUGGUUCAGGGCUCAGGGUCCGAUAUCAAAGUGUGGCGUUUUGGUACCCAUGAAUUUGCCGCUGGCAAUGCUAGUAUCCCGGAACGUCAGAUGCCUGGUCCCCAAUUUCUGAGUCAGUUGCAGCUGUAUGAUGAUUGUCUUGUUGCUGGUGGUCUAGGCGAGCUCCAUAAAUAUGACUUUGCGCAGGGAGGACUUUCUAUCUUCACCGACAAUCGCCGCCGCCCCAUUGUUGCCCUGGACGCCAAGGGCCCAAUUACCAUCAUUGGUACAGGGGAUGGAUCCGUAGACUUGAUAGAUCAGCGGAUCUGUGCAAAGGGGGAAAGCUGGACCCUAGGUACCGCCGACAAGAUCUGGACCGUGAAGAUCGUUGAUAACUUCAAGUUGACGGCGGUCUGCGAGAAGGAUCGCUGGGUGACCAAAAGCACCUGGUGCCUGUGA
Penicillium paradoxum is the source of this 1353-nucleotide messenger RNA. RefSeq lists its product as uncharacterized. Gene Ontology annotation, molecular function: protein binding. The record is from RefSeq and is a predicted model, not a curated record. The coding region runs from base 1 to 1353 and encodes 450 amino acids. NCBI's taxonomy places the organism in Eukaryota, Fungi, Ascomycota, Eurotiomycetes, Eurotiales, Aspergillaceae. The transcript is spliced from 4 exons.